Penaeus vannamei (Pacific white shrimp) is the source of this 996-nucleotide messenger RNA. NCBI's taxonomy places the organism in Eukaryota, Metazoa, Arthropoda, Malacostraca, Decapoda, Penaeidae. The record is from RefSeq and is a predicted model, not a curated record.
AUGGACUCCAACGUAGUAGCUCCACCCCCCGAAAAAUUGUCAUCGUCUGGAUUCAGUUCUAGAAAUACCCUCUUGUUUAAAGCAUAUUCGCAUAGCGCGUUCCUGGUGCCCUACUGCGUGAUGCUGGUGCUGGGGGGCCAUCCCGCUCUUCUUCAUGGAGUUGGCGCUCGGACAGUACAACCGGAAGGGCGCCAUCACCUGCUGGGGCCGCCUCGUGCCGCUCUCAAAGGCGUAGGGUUCCAAGUGGUCUGCAUCGCCUUCUACGUCGACUUCUUCUACAACGUGAUCCUGGCCUGGAGUCUUCGCUUCUUCUUUGCCUCCUUCACCACGGAGCUUCCCUGGACCAACUGCAACAACGAAUGGAACACACGCAACUGCAGGGAGAUCGGCAGUAGUUACAAUGACACGGACGACUUCGACUCGGACGACCCGAGCCAGGACGCCAACAGGACCACCACGCCCGCCGAGGAGUACUGGAAGCGCGAGGUGCUGCAAAUCCAGCACAGCGGCGGCAUCCAGGACCUCGGCAUCAUCAAGUGGGACCUGGCACUGUGCCUCCUGGCCGUCUACCUGAUCUGCUACUUCUCCCUGUGGAAAGGCAUCUCCACUUCGGGCAAGCCCGAGAGCUCUCCAAGAAGCCUUUACAAGCAAGCCUUACAAAAGCUUAGAGUGAGCUCCAAGCAAACAAGAAAAUGCUCUUUAAAAGGGACAUUUUUUAGCAUAAAGGCAACGCUUGUGUACAAAUAUUUGAACACGAGAUGUAACUGUACUGCACCACUAGAUAAAAUUCAGUCAUGCUCUCUUAAUCUUCAGCCUGUUAUGUCAAGCAAGAUGCAAGCUCAUAUGACCCGCCUUCCAGGAAUACCAGCCCCGUGUAAGACUUCGCAAGACCGCUAUGGAGACUUCCCGCAGAGAGACCACGAGAGCAUUACCUUCGUCGGAUAUCUCGCUGCGUUGGACUUGAAGAACCGUGAUCUGCACUUCGACAUUAGAUGA